AUGGCACCCAAACGCACCGCCUCCUCCCAGAAGGCCGCCGCUGCCUCCGCCGACCACGCCCAGCAACUCCCCUCCUCGCCCGCGGGACCGACCGCCGCCGCCGCGAUCCCGGGCACCAUGACCUCGCAGCCCAAGGCCGGCCCCAUCACCAUGACUCCCAAGGGCGUCUCCUCCGGCGCCCAGAACUGGGACCGGGUCCUCGCCAACCUCUACAACCACUACGUCAACAACACGCCGCAGCGCACGAAGCUGAUUGACGUCUUCAUGGCCUUCCUUGUCGUCGUCGGGGCGCUGCAGUUCCUGUACUGCGUCAUCGCUGGCAACUUUCCCUUCAACGCCUUCCUCUCUGGUUUCUCUGCUACCGUCGGCCAAUUCGUCCUCACUGCUUCCUUGCGCAUCCAGACCACCGAGGCCAACAAGUCCGACUUCCCUUCCGUAUCACCCGAGAGAGCGUUUGCCGACUACGUCGCAUGCAGCUUGAUCCUCCACUUCUUCUGCGUCAACUUCAUAAACUAA
Colletotrichum higginsianum IMI 349063 is the source of this 516-nucleotide messenger RNA. Its product is annotated as Dolichyl-diphosphooligosaccharide--protein glycosyltransferase subunit OST2. The record is from RefSeq and is a predicted model, not a curated record. Gene Ontology annotation, biological process: protein N-linked glycosylation. The transcript has 4 exons. Gene Ontology annotation, cellular component: membrane; oligosaccharyltransferase complex. The coding region runs from base 1 to 516 and encodes 171 amino acids. Lineage: Eukaryota; Fungi; Ascomycota; Sordariomycetes; Glomerellales; Glomerellaceae.